GACGAAAACGAAAAGUCAGGCAGCAGAAAACAUAAAAAAUUCCAGCAUGGCGUCCAGAUAUUCAAGAGGUGGUCGAGGAGGACGCGUUAAAAAAAAGCAUUCUUUCCUUGUGAAGGCUCGAAAAUACGGCAGGAAAGGAUUAUACGGUAGAGGAAAAAAUGUGGACGAGGAAACCUAUAAUUAUUUCGUUCGUGUUAUGGAACGGUUAAAUGAAGAGUUUGAAGACGAAGAAGAAAAAGAUAUGUUUGUCGUUAACGUGUUCGAGCAGACCACAGGAAAAGAAAUGGACCUCAUUUGCAAUCAAGUGGUGUCCAAAGUAAUGGAGAAGCUUCUACCACUUGCCAAAAAUGAAACUCUUGAGUUCUUUGCUGAUUUAAUGCUGAAGAACAUGAGAAUCAUCUGUACAGACCCUUAUGCUAGCCAUGUCUUGGAAAAAGUCAUGAGAAUUUGUCUUGAGAAAAUAUCAAAAACAAAUCCAGAAGAUGGCACAGAUCAACAUUCUGCUUUCUGUCUCAAGUGGCUUUCUUCAGUCAGCCGCUAUGCUUUCAAUAACGUGGAGGAAUUUAUCUCUGACAUCUAUGCUAGCCAUAUACUACGAACAUCACUGGAAUGCCUUAGUGGGGUAGAACUCGACACGUUGCUGAUGAAAAGCUACCGCUCCAGAAGACACAUGGAUCCUACCGCAUCUUCUGACGCUAUUCCAAAAUACGAGUGUGCGGAAUUCGUCACAAUGCUACGUGAUUUCGGUGAAAGGUUUGCCAGCUGGCCCCAACUGCACGACAUGGUGCAUUCCCAGGAUUCAUCUGCUGUGAUCCAAACGGUUUUGUUUUGCAUGAACAAGACUGCGCCUGACCUUUGUAAGAAACUACUCGACUUUCUCGUCAAAGACAUUUUAUCAGCCAUACAGCCAGAUGACAUGUUUUCCAGCUCGGCUGUCGUUCACACAUUAGAAGUCUGCGUGACUGUUAGCGACGAUGAAAUCUUCCGGCAGCUUUACCAGUCCCACUUUAAGGGACGAUUGAAAGCAUUGGCAGAGAAUUUUGACCUAAAAUUCUCGGUUGUGAAGUUACUAGACGCCGUCAAAGAUAAAGAAGUGUUUGCAGAAAUAUUUGAAGAAUUAGCCCCAGCCAUGGAAGACAUAUUCGCCGCUGGAUGCGGUACUGUUGUCCUGAGUCUAGCAAACGCGUGUAAACGCCUAUCGACUCUCCAGGCCAAGUUUUUGCAGAAUUUGAUGGAAACGUUCCAUUGCUUCACACCUGAAAUACGCCAGAUAAAGAUCGUGCCAUUGGUGUCUCGUCUCAUCACUUACGAAGUGGCUGAACAACCGGCCGAAGACCAACCUGCUUUCAAGUGCCACAUCAUUGGAUCGCAAAUUGUGCAGACAUUGUUGCACUUUGGCAAACCCAUAAAAAUCGUCCAAAGUCUAUUGGAGAUGGACACGAGCCAGCUGAGAGACUUGUUGAAUGACUCAUUCGGUAGUCGGAUCAUGGACGCUUUUUAUAGCGCUGAAUUUGUGGGAGAAAAGAGUCACGACAAACUCUUCCAAAAGUUACAAGGGUGCUUUUGUUCGUUAGCCACAUCCAAAUUUGGUUCGCGAUCGUUAGAUGCUAUUUGGCAAGCGAGUUCUGUGAAAACGCGGCAAUUGAUCGGAGAAGAACUUUUACAGAAAGAGACUGCGCUACUAGGCGAUUUCUUUGGUCGUCUCAUUUUUGGAAAAUACGCUUUGCCGCUUCUGAAGAAACAAAAGAGCGAUUGGAAGACGAUGCAAGAUAAGGAGAAUAAAAAGAGGAAACUGUUUGCAGACAUUGUGGAUCCUAUUCUUGAUGGCGGCGAGAACUCGGAUCGACUCAAUAAAAAGAAGAAAACGAAAUCUUAAUUCAAAUUAUUAUUAUGGUUUUCUAAUACAGCGUGGACAAUUCAA
Messenger RNA from Daphnia carinata, 1921 nucleotides. RefSeq names its product nucleolar protein 9-like. Bases 47 to 1876 code for a protein of 609 amino acids. Gene Ontology annotation, cellular component: nucleolus; preribosome, small subunit precursor; 90S preribosome. Lineage: Eukaryota; Metazoa; Arthropoda; Branchiopoda; Diplostraca; Daphniidae. Gene Ontology annotation, molecular function: RNA binding. The record is from RefSeq and is a predicted model, not a curated record. The transcript has 7 exons. Gene Ontology annotation, biological process: endonucleolytic cleavage in 5'-ETS of tricistronic rRNA transcript (SSU-rRNA, 5.8S rRNA, LSU-rRNA); endonucleolytic cleavage in ITS1 to separate SSU-rRNA from 5.8S rRNA and LSU-rRNA from tricistronic rRNA transcript (SSU-rRNA, 5.8S rRNA, LSU-rRNA); endonucleolytic cleavage to generate mature 5'-end of SSU-rRNA from (SSU-rRNA, 5.8S rRNA, LSU-rRNA).